ACGACGAGGAGUAUGAUUCCUACGUGGAUUCCGAUCUCUGGGACUUGCUCUCCACGCAACUGAACCUUCUUGACGGAAAUUUUGAGUCUCCGAUCGUCGUCGAAGGUGAACAAUCCAUCAAUUUGACCAACUUCGAUCUCCAUUCUGCUCUCACAAAGGUAUUGGAACAAGUGGGGUUUGAGGUAACUGAUGGUGGAGAAUGGAAGUUCUGGAAGUAUGUGAAGGAAGCUAAGUUUGGACCAGGGCUGCCGGUUCAUACUGCUUUCAUUCUGGGAAAAUUGCUGGCAGGGGAUCGAAAUUUACAAGAGUGGUGCAAGUGGAUGUCAGUCCAAAGCUGUCUAAGCUGGCUUCUGGAAGUAAAAUCAAGCAGUGAUCGUGUGGGGCCUCUGAUUGUAGUUGGUCUUGGAAAUGACUCAAUUCAACCUGCAGAUCAGAAAGUCCCAUCCAUCUUACGGCAUCAGAUGAUGUUCAAGAAACAGAUUCUGAAUCAAGAUGUAUACCAUAUUCAAAUACUGGAGUAUCCUCCUGGUGUUAAACUUGUACCAAUUGGAAGUAAGACAGCAAAGCCUUUCCGUACAACAAACUUGAUCAUAUUUGCACCUGAAAAUGUUUCAAAUGAAAGUGAGAACAAUAGUUUUGUUGCUUGGGGAUGCAUUGAUAGUGGAUCCAGGAUGGAGGUCUGAAUUCCAUGAAGAAGUAUAAUUUCUUUUGCUAUGCCGAGAUGCUGCUGCCUUUUUGACAGAUGAUUUUUAGUAUUUUAUUCUGCUUGACAUUCUCAUUCUCAAAUACCAUCUGUGGAUUUAGUGAACUCAAUAAUGUUUGAAAUAGGAUAUUUUAUUGUUGUCCCAUACUGUGGGCUUCUUACAUACUCGUGGAUUUCCUACUUGAAUACAUUUUAAGGGAAAAACUUGUGUCACUUUCAAAUU
Molecule: messenger RNA, 926 nt
Organism: Quercus lobata
Lineage: Eukaryota; Viridiplantae; Streptophyta; Magnoliopsida; Fagales; Fagaceae
Exons: 5
Coding region: 321-683 (120 amino acids)
Source: RefSeq, a predicted model, not a curated record